AUGUCAGCUAUACCGUCGCCGCAAACGCCGGCCGUCAAAUCCGAAAACGACCAAGUGUGCCCGAGAACCACCGUCAGCGAAGAAGAGAAGUCCGCAGGCCAGCAGUGCUCCAACUGUGGCACCACCAAAACGCCUCUCUGGAGAAGAGCUCCCAACGGAACCCUCAUAUGUAACGCCUGUGGGCUCUACCUACGGUCCAACAAGCACCACCGCCCUGUCAACUUGAAGAGGCCGCCUAAUACCGUCGCCAUCAAGGAAACUGAGGGCUCUUGUAAAGGAGACGGCUCUUGCAACGGUACGGGUGGCUCUGCGGUGUGUAAGGGCUGCCCUGCUUACAACAACAGAGUGGUGCUUCGACAAAACGAAGAAAAGAAGGCCAAGGAGGCCCAGGACGCUUCGGGCGCGAGGCUGUCUGAAGAAGACUCCUUGGCUGUGGCCUGCUACAACUGCGCUUCCACAAUCACUCCUCUAUGGAGAAGAGACGAUGCGGGAAACACCAUCUGCAACGCCUGUGGGCUUUACUAUAGGUUGCACGGAUCUCACAGACCGAUCAAGAUGAAGAGAAGCACCAUCAAGCGCAGAAAGCGUAAUUUCGAUGGGCAAAAACAAGAGAAACUGGACAAAAAGGCGCUCAAGUCAGAGCCCAGCGACCAUUCGUCGCCUCUACCGAACAAUCCACUGCCUUCUUCAAAUACCGAGGCUCAGAAGACCCCUGUGGCCUCGGCGUCCUCAAAUGACGGCACGGCUACUCCCGUACAUCACUUUGUGCCCAGCUACUACCUUCCCUACAGUGGGCAGGGAAGAAUACCCAAUGGGCCUGGCCCGCUUCCUGGGCCACCGCCUCCGCAAAUAGUGUACCAUCCAACGCAAGCUGUGCCGGUAUUCUAUCCCACGUACGUAGGGGUGAAUGGAGCACCACAACCAGUUUUGAACCUGCCACAACCACUACAACCACAGCAGCAGCAGCAGCAGCAGCAGCAACAACAACAUCAACAACAUCAACAACAUCAACAACAACACGAACAACAACACCAACAACAACAACUGCAAUCUCAAUCUCAACUGCAUCAACAAUCUCAACUGCAUCAACAAUCUCAAUUGCUUCAACAAUCACAACAGCAUCAACAAUCGCCUCCUCGUGUGCCCAUGGGCCAGUCAUUUGCGCCAUACGGUCAUCCUGCUCCCCAGGCGGUAUCGCGAAACCAGCUCUCUGGUCAAGGACAGCCAAUGUAUGUGGCGCAAGGAACGAUGCCUCCGCCAAUGGCUCAGCUGCUUUACAACGGCGGAUCGCUUCCACCACCGCAUGCAUUAGGGCAGCCUGAAGGCAGCAUCAAGUUGCCCCUGAUCAAAAACAACCAGCAAAGUGUACCACGGACGCCACCGGUGGAGCCCCGGCAAGUUCUGGAGAGCAAGGAGAAGACAGAGACUAAGAAACCGGCGUUAGCGGUGGACUUCACUCGGGCGUUCCAGGAACCGCAGGAGCGCAGUCGUCGGACCAUGUCGAUCGGCGGCCUCCUAAACGAUAAAUAA
This is a messenger RNA of Candidozyma auris, 1530 nucleotides long. It is a transcript of the gene SFU1, whose product is annotated as Sfu1p. The transcript has a single exon. Gene Ontology annotation, biological process: negative regulation of transcription by RNA polymerase II; positive regulation of transcription by RNA polymerase II. The record is from RefSeq and is a predicted model, not a curated record. Gene Ontology annotation, molecular function: zinc ion binding; DNA-binding transcription factor activity, RNA polymerase II-specific; RNA polymerase II cis-regulatory region sequence-specific DNA binding. NCBI's taxonomy places the organism in Eukaryota, Fungi, Ascomycota, Pichiomycetes, Serinales, Metschnikowiaceae. Bases 1 to 1530 code for a protein of 509 amino acids.